Uncinocarpus reesii 1704 is the source of this 2847-nucleotide messenger RNA. RefSeq lists its product as uncharacterized. Lineage: Eukaryota; Fungi; Ascomycota; Eurotiomycetes; Onygenales; Onygenaceae. Bases 1 to 2847 code for a protein of 948 amino acids. Gene Ontology annotation, cellular component: endoplasmic reticulum membrane. The record is from RefSeq and is a predicted model, not a curated record. The transcript is spliced from 4 exons. Gene Ontology annotation, biological process: maintenance of protein localization in endoplasmic reticulum.
AUGGCUCCUGCUGGCCGCAAUGCCUCAGACCCCACAACCAUAGCUCCUCCUUUGGAACCCCGAAGAUGGCCCCCAACAACCGACCCUCACGAAUCGGAGCAACCAUCGACGUCGGCGCGCACACCUCGUUCUAUAACACACAAUAGCGGAGCGCUUACGACACCUCCCGCGAACGGGUUCGUACGACGUGAACCUGGUGCCGUCGAAGAUGAGCGGCGAGCGCGAACGGUGAUGAAUGGGGCAGCAGCUAGGCCCGCAGCACCCCGAGAGUUGGCGGCGUCACCGGAGGACGAUGGUACCGAUCAUGUUGGGAGGAGUACGAGAGUGAUGAAGAAGCUUGAGUCGCAUGGGUUAGAGUCGGAUGCGCGACAGGGUGCUGUUCUAAAUAUGGAUGGUGACAGGGAUGAAGUCGUGGAUGGAGGUGAAGGUGAUGCCACAAGGAGAUCCGCGACGGUGGUAUCAAAUGGGGGAAUGGAUUGUGAGCGAGUGAGAAAAGGGGAUAUUGAUAUAUUGGAUACAGAGACUGCAGGCCGGGAGGGAUUGCCUCAAUUGAGCGAUUACAACCAACGACCAGCCGGCAAGAAUUUCCUUUUCGAAACCACAGCAGACCGUAUAGGAAAAAGCACCGUGACUUCAACUGAUAACACGACUUCGAACGGGGCCGCGGGGCCGCCUCAAAGGACAGCUGUCCAGAUUGAAAAUUCCACCGUGGCUGGUCCAGCAACAGCGUCAGCAAAGCGCCAUCUCUCAGACCGUGUUACACCAUCCAGUCCUCGUGCGCGAAGGGACCAGACCUUGAAGCUAUCCCCAGCGAAAAUCCACGAGCUCACCUCCGCGCCCGACUCGUUAUGUUUGCAUACGAUCCCUACGGAUUUCGACCACAAAGUGUCAAAUGGUACUACUGCGUUGGCUGGCGAGAAUAGUGUGGCGCCUAGUACUCGGGGACAGAGUGAAGAUGGUGAUAAGUUCGCUGCGGAGGUAAACACUACGACUAUGGGCCUCCCUGUGAAUGGAAAGACAGGAACGCCAAGCGGGAGCGGACGAAGAGAGAAUGGUGGCAUCCGCCGAAGAAAAUCGGGGAAUUUAAAAAAUCUUUAUCUGGAACCGCCGCCAGAAUUCUCGGGGAGCCCACCCAGGUAUCAGUCUGGCCGGCAGCGCUCACAAACGGCGAGGGUAGCGUCCACUCCUGGCACCUCGUCGAGGCGGUUACAUUCUCCAUUUGGAGCGGACCGUCAGUCAGCGGCUUGGGGAUCAAAAUCGAGAGCAGACCGUCGGGCUCCUGGGCGUUUGAACCUGGAAGAUGCCGUCAAACCUGUGCAGCCUUUGACAGAUCCGCCAUCGCCAGUGCCAUCAUCCAUUCCGCUUCCGCCCUUUUCUAUACCUACUUAUCUUCAGCUAGAGUUAUCGUCAGAUCGCCCAUCACCGCUUUAUAUCCAUCAGUCUCGCGCCAAAGACUUCCCAUAUGAGUCGUCCCGCGCGAAGCUUGAAAGGCUCCAAAACUUCUUGUUACUCCCUCCGUCUCUUGAGCAGGUUUUGAUAUUCGGCACGCUUGCAUGCCUUGAUUCAUGGCUGUAUUCCUUUACGAUACUGCCAUUGCGAUUUCUCAAGUCAAUAUUCAUUCUACUUCAGUCAUGGGUCAUUAACUUGGGCCUCGAAGCGCAAUAUAUAUCCUCAUUCAUCGUCCAGGGGCUUGGGAGAGUCUGGAGGAGAAGGAGAGGCAAUAUUUCCGCCGCGAAGAGGCGAAAGGUGAAGCGUGAUGGUGAUGACUCGCACCUCGCGAAAGACACGCCUUCGAGCCCACCAUCGCCGGUAGCUGAUGAUCUCUUUGUAGAUCAGGAUAUGAAAGGCCGUGUAGACGAAAACCAACGCCGGGCGUAUCGUCACCGUAGGACGAAGUCCGUUCCCUCAGGAUUGCAGCCAGAUGACAAGGCAGACAUCCUCAAAGGCCUGCUCAUGAUCUUCACUUGUACCAUUCUCUUAUAUUUUGAUGCUAGUCGGAUGUAUCAUUGGAUCCGUGGCCAGGCGGCAAUCAAAUUAUACGUUAUAUAUAACGUGUUAGAGGUUGGUGAUCGACUUUUCUCAGCAAUCGGGCAAGACGUCCUCGAAUGCUUGUUUUCCCGUGAAGCCUUGGAGCGCAAGCCAGAUGGUCGAAGUAAAGUCUUACGUCCAUUUGGGCUGUUCAUUCUGGCUCUAAUCUACACUGUUAUCCACGCGACGGCCCUGUUUUACCAGGUGAUGACCUUGAACGUCGCAGUUAAUUCAUACUCGAAUGCUUUGAUCACAUUACUUUUAUCAAACCAAUUUGUGGAAAUCAAGUCCACCGUCUUCAAAAAAUUUGAAAAGGAAAACCUUUUCCAGCUAACCUGCGCUGAUGUGGUAGAGCGCUUCCAGCUAUGGCUCAUGCUCAUCAUCAUCGCGUCUAGGAAUUUCGUUGAAACGGGCGCCAUCACCUUUGGAAACGCGCUGGCUCCGUUCGCUCGAAGUACUCCGACUCCAAGCACGAACAGCACACCUCUUUCGAAUCCUCCCAGCUCGACAACCUCUAUUCUCCCACAGUCCUUUACUCUAUUUCCGUCCUCGAUAUUCGCCUCUCUUAGCAGCGUGCAUUCUUUCCUCCCCACUAUCGGACAUGUGCUGGGUCCGUUCCUGGUUGUCCUUGGAUUAUUAUACGAACGCAUUUGCGGAUCAGGAUUUGAAUCGACGCCUGGGUUUGCCUAUCAUUCCGCUGUCCUGCCUCUUUUUCCGUGUCUCCAUCCAAACAUACCAAAUGUUCUUGACGGCAUGGCUUCCUCAACCGCCUUCUCUCACGACAGCGACAAACACAACUUCACUGACUUCGAUACAUAA